Messenger RNA from Esox lucius (northern pike), 2405 nucleotides. It is a transcript of the gene selenop, whose product is annotated as selenoprotein P. Gene Ontology annotation, cellular component: extracellular region. NCBI's taxonomy places the organism in Eukaryota, Metazoa, Chordata, Actinopteri, Esociformes, Esocidae. Gene Ontology annotation, molecular function: selenium binding. Gene Ontology annotation, biological process: selenium compound metabolic process. The transcript is spliced from 5 exons. The record is from RefSeq and is a predicted model, not a curated record.
AGAAAGGGAAACAACAGGAGGACUAUAAAAGGGAGGAGCGGGGAGGUUGUUUUUCCAGACGUCAGACAGAGCUGAAGUGACUGAGGAGGACUUUUCACAAGACAAUUAACUACGAUGUGGGCGGGGCUCAGCCUGCUCCUGGCUCUCUGCCUGCUCCCUGGGGGUGGGACAGAGAGCGAGGGGGAGGGAAGCCGCUGUAAGCCGCCUCCUAUUUGGAGCAUCGGGGAGGUGGAGCCUAUGAAGGAGGCUAUGGGCCAGGUCACAGUGGUGGCUCUCCUACAGGCAAGCUGAUUGUUCUGCUUGGUGCAGGCAUCCUUAUUGGAUGGGCUGCGCUUGAAGUUGGAGGGCCAGGGUCUGAAAAAUGUGCACUACAUGGUGGUGAACCACCAGGGGGAGAAGGCCCAGCGUCUGCACAAACUGCUGAAGCAGAAAUUAUCAGAGAAAAUAACUCUGUACAAACAGGAGCCAGAACAAGUUGACGUGUGGCAGAGCCUAGCUGGACAGAAGGAUGACUUCCUCAUCUAUGACAGAUGUGGUCGUCUGACCUACCAUAUCUCCCUACCCUACUCCAUCAUGAGCAUUCCCUACGUAGAGAAUGCUAUCAAGGAGACCUACUGCGCACGCAUCUGUGGGAACUGCAAACAUGAGAGCGUGGAGAUCCCAGCAGAGUGCAACGGAACCGCGGAGGCCACGUCUGAGGGAGAGGACAAGCCGACCACCACAGUGGAACCAACUCACGAUGGACAUCAACACCAUCGUCAUCAUCAUCAUCAUCAUCAUGACGACAAGCACGGUGACCAUGGCGACAGGGAGGUGGGCCGUGGUCAUGGGGCGGAGCAGCAGCGCCACCACAAACAUGUCGGCGAGGGGCACCGCCAUGUCCAGGACCAGUUGCACGUCAGUCAGGACCACGUGGGCCAGACGGCGGUGCAACUGGGCCAGGAGACGAAUGAAGGCCAAGUAAUGCAGAGGCCUUGAGCCAAGGAGGGGGUCAGGUGUAGUGGGCAGCAUGACUGACAGUGGAAGGAGGGGUCUGUUUUAAGUCCCUCCUCCAAGGCCAGCUGAUGCUGACACUGACGGCACCUGUUGGAUGACGGUGUGAGCGGCCAGCCAAUCAGGCUCUGACACUGUAACGAGGCGCUGCCCGCUUCCUGUCAGUGACACGGACUGAAGGGCCUCCUCAGGGAGACCUGACAGUGACGCUCACCCCAAACUGACUGACAGCAGCCUCGGCCAGUCAUGUGAGCCUGAUCCCCGGGUGUUGAGAGCUGAGGGUGAGAGCAGCUGUAAGCAGGGCCACGGCUCUGCGACAGUUAGCUUUCUAUACCUUAGAGGCCUCAUUUUAACAUCACUGAGCCCAACACCGGGGUAAAGCGCUCUUAUAACAUCUUACCGACGAGUAUUACGCCCGGGACUGUGAUGUCACAGCUGACAGAGCAACAAUCACACUGGUUCUGGACUGUCACCAUAUGGGAAAAGGAUGGCAUUUUAGAUGUCUCCAAAAGGAUGGUAUAACAUCAAGGGGUUUUUCUCUGUCAGCUUGUUGGCGUCACCUUCCCAGGAGUGUGUGCGGUGAUUAUAUUGAAGUUUCCCCUGCUCUAUUUGGCUCCUUCUAUCCACAAUGAAGGCUGGCGCAGAAACUAGGUUCUAGUGGCACCUGUCUGAUGUCCGGUUGGGAAGAGGAGAGGGGGGGAACCCGCAAUAUUACCACCCACUGAUGUUCAAAGCAUAAAACAUGUAGAGCUUUGGAAGGGUGUGGAAUUGUAGGAGUAGUAGUGGUGAGGUAGGGGCCGAUGCGUAGUAAACUGGCUUCAAGGCCCGGACAGAGACAACUGAACUGGAGUUGUUAAACUCAGCAUUAGUGAAACUCAUUUCGAUGAAAGACAACUGGAUAGGGUAGGAUUUUUAUCUUUUCCUUAAAAGACCCUCUAAAUCAAUCAAAGUUCAAAUACAAUUUCAAACCAGUUGUAUUUUAUUUUUAGCAAACCCUUGAAUCAUGUCUUCGUUUUAAAACAGUUUGUUUUGUGGAUUUUCAAAAAGUCCACAUCUAUUGCUUAAAGCUGUAAGAAUAUGUGUUAGUUUGUUUGACAAUAUUUCACACUGGUAGAAUGUACUUUUAUUAACUAAAAGACUCUUUUCACCUAACAAAAUAAAUAGUGAAUACAAAACAAUUAUAAAAUUGUGAACACUUCAACUAAUAAAAUAAACUAACUGGAAUGAAGGUGGGUAAACAGAAAAAAUGAAAGAUGUAAUAAUUCUGUACUUAAUGAAGGCCUCUAGGGGAAGACAACUGUCACCUAGAAUACUGAUGGUUUGUACAGAACACAUUCAUUCUGACAUUGGCCUGUAUUGUUGGUGGUGGAGAAUGUGAGAAAACAUGAAUAAAAUUGAAUGACAAACUCCUA